AUGGUGAAAAUGAGGACAUGGCUUAAAGGCCUCGUCAAGGGUACUUCGGAAGAGGUGAAGUCCGGGACCGCCCAACGAGCAUCUUCAGCCGCAGGUCGAGAGAGGCGAGAACCGCGGGAGACGCGGGAUGAAGCUAUGAUGGCAUGCACCACAUUGCUCAAUUUUUCGUGUGGCAGUCAGGCUUCUCCGCUCUUCCGCCCUCUGGGCGGCUCUUGCUCCAUCAUCUACGAGGCGCUCGAGCGGCGUCCGCGGAGCAUCUCCGGCGGAGCAUCUCCGGCGGCGGCGCUGAGUGCGGCCGCGGAGUUCCUGCAGGGAGCCAAGUCGCCGGAUUUGCGAUUGCAAUUCGCGCUCCUCGUGCACACGGACGAGGCGGCUAUGUCCCGCUUCGUCGGCGACGUCGAGGGCGCCAUCGUGACGCUCUGCAAGGAGCUGCAAUCAAAGGAACCGCUUCUCACGGAGGAGGGCUUGCUGGCACAGUGGCGCAGUGAUAUCGAGGCCUUUCGGCGCCGCUGCAGCGAAAUCUGGGAACUUUACGUCUACUUCGUUUUCUUGGACGUCAAGGGCGACAGAGCAUUGCUGCGAAUGGUUUCCAGGAGGGGCCUCGCCCGGUUCGCCGUCGGUAUGGACCCGGUGGCCCGGCAACUGAUGGAUGUCCUGGAGGUGUCGCCCAGCAGCCUCGCGGCGAACCUCUCCCUCACAGGUGCCUGGGCUCAACCUGCUCAGCAAAUGUUGGCGCAGGGCUUGGGAGAAGCGUUGCUGCAGCGUCGCCAUCGGCAGGCUCUGGAGGAGUGGCACAGUGCUGUGCAAACUGCCACGGCGAAGGCGUGCGAGACAGCAGCGCAAGGAGUCAAAGGCAGCGUGAACAUGGAGGCCAUCAAGUCGGAGCUGCACAGGCAGCAAGCAGUGCAAUUCUGGACACACUAUUUCCAAACCAGUGCCAAGGUGGGCUGGUGGGACUUUGCGGACGCCUUCCAGGAGUGUUUCUGUGGCAACAGUUGUCCAGCCGAUCUGUUGCAACAUCUUCGCAAGCACCUGGCGAAGCCAUGCAAAAGUCGCGUGGCACUGCAUUCCUGGGAAUCCUUCAUUCAGAAGUAUGGCACCAGUGCCCCAGAGAUCAUCAAGGCCUUGGUGAAAGAGGUGAUGGAUGAUUUGCCUGCCACGAUCUACAAGCAAAGCUCCUUGGGCAGUGCUCAAGAGGAGGCAGAGGUGUUGCAGUUGUUCACGGUGAAGCGGCACCUGAAAACGGAGAAGGUGGCGUGGGAGGCGAGACCGCCGGCGGUCUCGGUCUCGGACGCGACGGCGAGACCGUCGUUGCGGCAGGCCGCUACCUCGUUGGGGGAGGACGACUUGUUGCAAAAGGUGUCUCCAAGUGGGAACACGGCACCGCCAGGAGUUCAGAUGGUGCCGCACUCAAGGUCCGCGCAGCGGAGCAACAGCCGCCGUGAGAUGGACAGCGCCACGCCCCAGGAUCCGCGGAUGCAAAUGGCCGCCGCGGAGCCGGGCGACGUGAUGAGCUGGGAAGAGUUCGAGAACCAACUGCAGGCCUCUUCCAGGCCCUGGUGGUUGGGACCCCAUUCCGAGCUGCCCGGGCACAGGAGCCGCUUUUCGUCCAAGCACUUCAGCGUGUGCAGAGCGGCCUCACGGCCACCCGCAAGGCGGUGGUCUUGCGGGUGUCCAGUGGCACCCUAG
Messenger RNA from Durusdinium trenchii, 1689 nucleotides. Lineage: Eukaryota; Dinophyceae; Suessiales; Symbiodiniaceae. The record is from the annotation of a GenBank genome assembly.